GGCCUUAGUGUUUGCAAUAUACCAUCAAGCCAAAAUCAAACGCUACAUAAUGGAUAGUGACUUUGUGUCGAUUCCGGGUGAUCCUACCAAUACGCAGUUUUCAACUGCAACCAACUCCGCUGAUCCCGUUGGACCUCAAACAGCGUCAUCUGAAAAUAGUAUUGGAAUAGACCAUACGUCGUCCAACAAUACUGGCAAUAGCGGUCCUAGAAUCGUCUAUCUAGAUAGAGUCUGCAGGACUUGUUUAGUAGAAAAGGAUAAGGAUCAGCUCAAAGAUUUAUUCGAAUGUGAACUGGCCGUGACUGUAAUGGGAUGCAUCAAUAUUCCAAUUGAAGAAUCGGAUGGACUACCGAGCCAUAUCUGCUUAGACUGUUUGCACGAAGUAGAACGAAUUUGCAACUUUCGGCAACAGUGUGAACGGUCAGAUAUUGCAAUCCGAAAUUUAAUAGACAAAUCCGUUGUGAUUAAACAAGACAGUCAAACAAAAUAUGAAAUUCUUAAUGUUGUUUUAACUGACGGCAAUGGACACAUGGAGACAUCAGCCGUGGUAGUUCCCAUCGAAGAACUGCGGUUUCAGUUGAUGAAAGGGGGACGUUCGAUAACAGCUGCUUCGGCGGGACUACCUGAGACCAUCAGUAUUCCAUUAACAAUGGAAGAACCGCAACAAUCUAUCGAGCAAAAUAUUCAAACGGGUCUGGAAGCUAGUUUUUCUGUUGCAGAAAACCCACUGGAACAGGACUUAGUUUGUUCCGGAAGUAAAACCUUCGAAGUGGAUCCAAGUGAGUUAUUAAAUGAGCCUGUACCGAAGUUUUCGCCAAAAUCCUCCCAACAAGAAGAAUCGGUGGUUUUAGAAAAUCUCAGAAAGGAAUUAUCCGAGUUCAUUGGAAGCGUUCCUAAGGACCAAGAUUUAGAUGAUAACGAAGACGAUGAGAUGAUUCAUGUGGAUUAUUUAAAAGACGCUCUAACAGAGGAAUAUAUUCAGAAUAUGGAAAAACAGUUGGCUCCAUCUGUCCCCCGAUCAGAUGAUCACGAACAAAAUCGACUCGAGCAAGAAAACCUAGAUAUGAUAAAUGACGAAGAUCAUGAUAAAAACCAUAAGUUGGAGCCGGCUGCAAAAACUAAUCUAAACAAUAAAGAAACAGCAGGAUUACACUGCAAAGUCUGUGAUCAAAAGUUUGAAAAUAACCUGGAGCACAAAAAGCAUUUAAAAACACAUUCGCAGAAACAAUUCAAUUGUACCCAGUGCCCUCGUGCGUUCGCCGAUCAAUCAAAGUUGGAAAGCCAUGCGUCGCGACAUUCCGGAGAAAAGACCCACGCCUGCAACAAAUGCGAGGCACGAUUCCAUGAAAAAUCCAUGCUCCGAGUUCACAUGCGUCGGCACUCGACUGAACGACGCUACAACUGCGAAACGUGUGGAAAACGUUUUAUGACGAAAAGCUUGCUGAACACCCACAAUAAGAUUCAUCUGGGCGAGAAGUCACAUGUCUGUACAGAGUGCGGUAAAGGGUUUACACUAUCGUGGCAAUUGAAGGCACAUACUCGCAUACACACCAACGAAAAGCCUUUCGAAUGUCCAUACUGUCAGAAGCGAUUCAACCAAAAUGGAAAUCUCAUGAUUCACAUACGGUUGCACACGGGCGAGCGGCCUUUCCGGUGUGACCUUUGUGAAAAAGCCUAUCCAAGCCAGGGAGAACUGAGCGGUCAUAUGCGACAGCACACAGGCGAGAAAAAGGUAAAAAAUAUGGUAUGUACUGUCUGCGGGAAGGCCUUUGCCGGUAAAGGUGACCUGAAAAUCCAUAUGCGUACUCAUACGAAAGAAAAACCGUACUCAUGUCAGCAGUGUGGCAAAAGUUUCAUGCUGCAUGUGCAUUUGACGGUUCACAUGCGGUCACAUACGGGGGAAAAGCCCUUCGCAUGCACCAUGUGCGAGAAAGCCUUUGCAACUAACUUCCAACUGAAAAAUCAUACUUAUGUUCACACCGGAGAGAAAAACUACGUCUGUGAUGUAUGCAACCGACGGUUUACUAGUUCGGCCAAUAGGAACACACACCGGAAGACGCAUGACCGAAAAAUUUCCAGACAAAAAUACAUGUUCGUUGGUUGAAGCAGAUAAUUGGAAGCGUAUUUGUUUUAUUUUAAAUCAGCUUGUUUACUUUUAAUCUAUGUCAAAAGAGGGUGAUAUGAUUGUACAAUCUAAUUUGAUUUUAUUUAGCUUCAGAGAUGUUACUUUUAUUGUUAUGUUAUUUUAUUACAUUGUACCUACUUUACUCGUCAAAUUUAUCCAUUUAAUGCAUGUAUUCGAAUCUUUUACAAAAAAAAAACACGUCUAAUAAUCGUGCUGCUGCUAAUCAUUAAAUAAUCUAUUCCUGGCAUGUAGUUUCAUGAAACUAACUCAAGUGAAUCGUACUAUCUGAACAAAUUACGUUCGGAAAAAUUAACGUGCUGCGAAUAUAUAUGAUUUAGAUUUAACUAGAUAGGUAAAGGCUAUCAAACAGUGCUUAUGAAACUAUAUUCAAUAUCUACUAGAUAUAUAACGAUUACCUACAAAGUAUUUUUUAACAUAUAACACUUAUCAGUAGCUUAAAUGCUUAGAAAUGCUUAGAAACGAGUGUGAAAAAUCUUAUGAUUCUAAUUUAUAUCUAGGUCGAGUCACAAAUCUUCCGAUCAUUACGAGGAAUGCUCGAACCACAAAUUUACUAAUAUAUGUACCUAGGUCGUAGCAAUAUCUUGCAAAAACUUUACAAAUGUAUUUGUUGAUACGUGUUAGCUGUAAUUCGUAACAAGACAUCUU
This is a messenger RNA of Sabethes cyaneus, 2791 nucleotides long. RefSeq names its product zinc finger protein with KRAB and SCAN domains 8-like. Gene Ontology annotation, molecular function: zinc ion binding; DNA-binding transcription factor activity, RNA polymerase II-specific; RNA polymerase II cis-regulatory region sequence-specific DNA binding. The coding region runs from base 50 to 2104 and encodes 684 amino acids. NCBI's taxonomy places the organism in Eukaryota, Metazoa, Arthropoda, Insecta, Diptera, Culicidae. Gene Ontology annotation, cellular component: nucleus. Gene Ontology annotation, biological process: central nervous system development; regulation of transcription by RNA polymerase II. The transcript is spliced from 4 exons. The record is from RefSeq and is a predicted model, not a curated record.